GAGGCGGAGCGCGCGCGCGCCGAGCUCUUCUUCGAGGCGGAGGCGCGGCAGGAGGCAGCACUGGAGGCCGUCCAGCUGGCCGAGGCCGCCGCCAGGCGGGAGGCCGCGGACGAGCGCCGCGCCCAGCUGUCGUCGGAGCUCCAGCGCGAGCAGGCCGCCGCGAGCCGCUCGGCAGAGGGCCGGGCCCGCGAGCUCGCGCGGCUGGAGGGCGAGGCCUCGGCCCUCGCCGCGGGGCUGCAGGGCGCGGAGCUGCUGGCGCGGGAGCGCCGCCUGCAGGCGGAGGCCCGGGAGGACCGCGCGGCACACCUGCGCCUCGCGGCGGCCGCGCACGCGGAGGGCGCCGCCGCGGCGGGCGCCUCCCGCGAGCCCCUGAGGGCACGCUUGCGCGAGCUGCUCGAGGGCCUCGAGCAGCUCCAGGGCGCAUUCGUCAACGAGGUCGCCGCCCAGGAGCAGCGCUGGCUGGCGGAGGUCGCGGAGCGCGGCCGGGCCUGGGACCUCGAGCUCGCCGAGGCCGAGGCGGGCCUCGCCGCGGAGGGCCGCGGCCUGCGGCGCGAGGCGGCCGCCGCGCGCGGCAAGGAGGCGCGGAGCCUGGAGGCCGCCGAGCAGCGAGCCACGGACGCGGCCCGCGGGGCCCUUCUCGCGGCGCACGCGGCGGCUGGGCUCGCGACGCGCCACCGCCCUUGCGGGAGCUGCAGCAGCAGCUGCGCACGGACGAGGCACGCCUGGCGGACGUGGAGGCCGCGCGCGCUGCGCUCGAGGGCGCGUGCGAGUCCGCCGGCCAGGA
Prorocentrum cordatum is the source of this 784-nucleotide messenger RNA. NCBI's taxonomy places the organism in Eukaryota, Dinophyceae, Prorocentrales, Prorocentraceae. The record is from the annotation of a GenBank genome assembly.